Messenger RNA from Cylindrotheca closterium, 1329 nucleotides. Lineage: Eukaryota; Bacillariophyta; Bacillariophyceae; Bacillariales; Bacillariaceae. The record is from the annotation of a GenBank genome assembly.
AUGGUUGCCCCACCGAAAAAUCCAAACGAUGAUUAUCCCAAACUGAUUCUGUUAAUUAGUCGACAAACGACGGAUCGAGAAAACAAGAACCAAGAUGUCAUUCAAUCGAUCAUCAAUGCCAGCAACUUGGGUAAGGUGGAGAUUGUCGAUGGUGCGGAUCCUGCAGCCAAGCAACAAAGAGACGAUCUGCUCAAGGUAUCUGGAUUGGGAACCAAGUAUCCACAAGUAUUUGUAAAGCAGUCUGCCUGGGUCCAGCCAGAGUUUGUAGGGGAUUACCAGACAGUCCAUGAUAUGAAUGAAAAGGGCACCUUCAACAAGAAGGGAGUCUUAGGAAUUGACGACGAGGAAGACGAAACACCAGCAGAAACGGAUGCUGAUGCGGCGAAAGAAAAUACGCCACCAGCAUCGCAAUCGAGAAGCAUGCCCGCCGCCUCCGCCGCCAGUGGUGGUAAUAAAAAGAAAUCCGGUGGCGGGUUGUGUUGCAAAAGUAAUUCCGCGGUCGACGAUUCACCAGCUCCCAAUAAGUCGAAAUCAAAAGCGGCACCAGCUCCAGUGGGAGCAGCCAAAUCGAGAGCCGCUCCGACUUCCACUACACCAAAGGCACCAACACCAGCACCAGCCCCGGCACCAUGGGUGGCGGGGGGAGCAGCGCUCAAGAAAACAAAUGGUGCUCCGACAAGUCCUGGUGGUGCCAAUAAAAGUACCACACCGACUAGUCCUGGCGGCAGCGGCGGCGACAAUAAUAAUAAAGGAGCAGUGCCAUGGGCGAAAAAUGAGUUGAAAAAGACACCCUCACCAACCAACAACAAUAACAGCAACAAUAAGAGUCCCACAUCCGCAGCAAGUGGGGACAAGCCGCCAGCGUGGGCGGGAACCCAACUCAAGAAAACACCCUCUACCAACAGCAAAGCUACUCUCAAUACCGAAGCUGCACAGGCUGGUGAUGAUGCCGCACCUUCCCCAUGGGCGGGUACCAAACUCAAGCAUAUCGAAUCAGAACCACCCAAACCCAAGAACGAUGCUUCGGCGGCUGCUAGUGCCAGUGGCAAUAACAAUAAGGACGAGACAAAUAAGGAGAAACCGGCUGCAAAAUCCAGAGGAUUGUUUGGUGGCGGCGGUAGCAGCAGCAGCGACAAGAAGCAAAAGAAGGAGAAAAAGGAGAAACCGGCUGCAAAAUCCAGAGGCGUGACUGGAAGCAACAACAAUACUGCAGCGGGGACGACGGCAGCAGCACCAAGAGGUCAGCACCAGUCAAGCAAGGGCGCCACGGUGACAUACACAACAUGGCAAAGAUUCUUUGGAUUUCUGCCCAGGCAAUCAUUGAGUUAG